Molecule: messenger RNA, 1267 nt
Organism: Coccidioides immitis RS
Lineage: Eukaryota; Fungi; Ascomycota; Eurotiomycetes; Onygenales; Onygenaceae
Product: PQ loop repeat protein
Exons: 2
Coding region: 170-1267 (365 amino acids)
Biological process (GO): basic amino acid transmembrane export from vacuole
Cellular component (GO): fungal-type vacuole membrane
Source: RefSeq, a predicted model, not a curated record
UCAACGCAGUUUUGGGCUUUGGUGUAGCAUUUACCCUGUUACUCAGCGCUCUAUAUGUUAUGACUUGUCAAAUAUAGCUCAACGUUUAGAAUUGACGGAUUAGUUCAUUGCAUUGUGACUGCGAGAUUGUCAAGCGCCAUUGGCUGGCAGGAAGUCUUGGAAGGGCGCAAUGUUCCCUCCAAGUCCCGCGGCUCAGCUGAAUCUCGAAGCGCUUAGCGGUAUCUGCGGCUCCAUCUCAAUCGCUUGUUGGGUCGUCGUAUUCUCUCCUCAGAUCAUAGAAAACUUCCGUCGUGGAUCCGCCGAUGGGCUCUCACUUUUAUUCCUCGUCAUCUGGCUGGCUGGGGAUGUCUUUAACAUCCUUGGUGCAGUCCUUCAGGGAGUGCUCCCGACUAUGAUCAUCCUUGCGGUUUACUAUACGCUCGCCGACAUUGUUUUAUUGGCUCAGUGUUUCUACUACCGGGGCUUCACGCUAUCAGAUCACAGCCUGAAAUCCACUCAAGGCGCAUCAUCGGGAAACGGCCAGGCGCAGGAGCAACAACGCCCACUGUCGCCAAUUCAGACGGAACGAACAGCACUCCUCCCACCUCAUACCACACACCAUGGCCCUCAGCAGCCACAGCGCCAUCCUGUCGAUCGCCGCACAUCUAUAGCUUCUCUCUCCUCGAUUUCCGAACGUUUAGGGCUGGUCGACAGCACUCAUCUUUCUCCCGCAAUGCCGCUCAUUGAACCUUCUAAACCAUCCGUUCGCGCCAUCUCGAAACCUACAACUACAAUCCAAAAGCUGGUGUGGAACUCUUUUGCCAUUGCACUCGUCUGCGCCGCUGGUAUACUCGGCUGGUACGUCAGCAUGCGUGCUACAUCACGCAGUAAGCGACAGCCCGAGCAUCCCGCGCUGACUCUCGACUCCCUGGGCCAAGUAUUUGGAUACCUCUGCGCAGCAUUCUAUCUGGGUAGCCGUAUCCCUCAGUUACUAUUGAAUUGGCGCCGAAAGAGUACAGAAGGAGUGUCUCUUCUCUUCUUCCUUUUCGCCUGCGUUGGAAACUUAACCUACGUGCUCUCGAUAUUUGCAUAUUCGCCCAUCUGCGCGGACACGAGGGGCCAUUGUCAGCCUGGUGAGCAGCGAAGGAUAUAUGGAAGAUAUUUACUAGUCAACGCAUCAUGGCUAUUGGGUAGCUUGGGAACACUGUUUUUGGAUCUGGCGAUUUUCGCGCAGUUCAUUAUGUAUCGAGAGAAAGAAGAAGAAUAUGACGAUUCCAUGAUCAGAUGA